Cimex lectularius (bed bug) is the source of this 3129-nucleotide messenger RNA. It is a transcript of the gene ssh, whose product is annotated as protein phosphatase Slingshot. Gene Ontology annotation, biological process: actin cytoskeleton organization; negative regulation of actin filament polymerization; protein dephosphorylation. NCBI's taxonomy places the organism in Eukaryota, Metazoa, Arthropoda, Insecta, Hemiptera, Cimicidae. The record is from RefSeq and is a predicted model, not a curated record. The transcript has 15 exons. The coding region runs from base 1 to 2919 and encodes 972 amino acids. Gene Ontology annotation, molecular function: protein tyrosine/serine/threonine phosphatase activity; actin binding. Gene Ontology annotation, cellular component: cytoplasm.
AUGCGGGAGGGGAGCAUGCAUCAGGGCGUGUACGAGUACGGACGGACCCUGUGGCGAGGGCUGAAGGGCGGUGGUCGGGUGGGGGUCGCGGGUUGUGGAGAGGGGCCGAUCAUGGGAACGCAGCGAGUCGCCCCUUCAGUCCGCUGGCAGGCCAGGCCUCCUGCCCACGAUCCGUCUCCGUGGUUCAUCAUCCCCGUCUCCGUGGUUCCUCCGCCCCCUGUGAUGCUGUACAUUUUGCCCCCGCCCCCGCCCACCACCGGCGCCGGGAUUUGGUCUCCCGUCUCCGACCACCACACAUGGAUAUCCAAUGCUAAACCCAGAGUCAGGAAUAGCAGAAAUCAAGUAAGUGACCCGUUCUUCCAACCUGAUUCUGGCGCUGGUGGGUCUCUGGACGAAGAAGAUACAACGAAAAAUGGAAGAAGUUUGAGCGAGUGUUACUUUGCGGGAAAGGGGGCGGCGGUGGUCCUUCCGCCUUACGAAAGGCUGCCUCCUUCUCCACAUGCUUCGGCCACCGCCGCCGCCGCCGCCCCUGCGACACCCGCCCCCGGCUCUGACAUCCAGUGCCAUUUGCAGUCCAUGUUUUACCUCCUUCGCCCCGAAGAGACCCUCAAAAUGGCAUUAAAACUUGAACAUGACGUUGAACUUAAAUGGAAAUCUACUUUUCAGGCUGUGAAGCUGGAAUCGGUACACCCUGGAAGGACGCGAUACCUCGUCGUCGUGUCCAGGAUGGGCAGGCAGCUGACGGAAGAGUCCUGCCUCCUCGGUAUCGACUGCAACCACACGACGACCGUCGGGCUCGUGCUCAAGGUUCUUGCCAACACUUCCAUAACUCUGGACGGAGAUGGCGGCUUCUCAGUGAGUGUUUGCGAAAAACACCACAUAUUCAAACCCGUCUCCGUUCAGGCUAUGUGGUCAGCGUUGCAGACGCUGCACAAGGUGAGUGGAAAGGCUCGUGAACACAACUACUUCCUGGGAGGCGUGACACAUGAUUGGGUGGCCCACUAUGAAGGCUGUAUAUCGAGUGACCGCUCCUGUCUCAACGAGUGGAACGCAAUGGAUAGCCUCGAGUCCCGGAGGCCACCUUCACCAGACUCAGUUAGACACAAGCCGACGGAACGUGAAGAGACUGAAAAGGUGAUAAGAACGGCGUUAAAGGAGAUUAUGAUGUCAGUUGAUCUGGAUGAGGUGACAUCGAAGCAAGUUCGGACCAAACUUGAAGAAUCCCUCGAUGUCGACUUGGGCGAAUUUAAGUCCUUCAUCGAUCAGGAGAUGCUGAUCAUCCUUGGCCAGAUGGACAAGGCCACUGAGAUCUUUCCCCAUGUCUACCUCGGUUCCGAAUGGAAUGCUUCCAACUUGGAAGAACUGAAUAAAAAUGGUGUUUGCCAUAUCCUUAAUGUAACAAGAGAGAUUGACAACUUUUUCCCAGGAAUGUUUGACUAUCUGAAUGUUAGAGUUUAUGACGACGAAAAGACAGAUCUCCUCAAACAUUGGGAUAAUACGUUUAAAUACAUCACCAAAGCCAAGAAAGCAGGGUCGAAAGUUCUUGUCCAUUGUAAAAUGGGAGUGAGUCGAUCCGCUUCAGUAGUCAUAGCGUAUGCGAUGAAAGCGUACAGUUGGGAUUUGAAGAAAGCGCUUAAUUUUGUACAAAAGAAGAGACAAUGUAUAAAGCCAAAUUCUAGUUUUAUAUCCCAACUUGAAACAUAUCAGGGCAUUUUGGAUGCAAUGAAGAACAAAGAGAAACUUCAGAGAUCAAAAUCUGAAACAAAUCUGAAAUGUAAGCCUAAUAGAGUGCAUAAAAUCGAGUGCAACAUCGAAAACGGCCGGAGCGUGAGCGAGGGCGAAAGCGAACGAGAGAGCGAGGAAGAACGUCUGCCUCCUCUUCAUGGAAUCAGGCCAAAGUCUUGGUCGCCAGACCAUGUUACUGCCAAUAGCAUGUUUACCCACCCCCAGAACAGUAGCAAACUCUCCGUUAGGAAGGAGACUGGUGAUGUUAAAGAGACUGAAAGGACUGAAAGCCCAGCACCGACCCCACCUCCGCCACCUCCACUUCCUCCUCUUCCCGUCCCAGAGGCUAGGAACUACAACAUCAACGUAAGGAUGCCAUGCGGUAAUGGCCUCGCUUACAGCGUAUCUCAAAAUAAAAUACUACACCUGCCCUGUUCUCAAAGUCAAGAGAAUGGUGUUUCCUCUGUUAAGCAUCGUGUAAGCACCCUUGAAUUGCAAAGCGGGAGGCACCAUAUGGAUCGAAAGGGCCUUGUCCUCAAUUUGACGUCACAAUUCGAGGAAGACAAGACUGAACCUAAGAAGGACGUUUUCUCCUCCCAGCUUGACAGGGUAUUUGACAGAGAAGAGAACGUAAAUCAUGAGGUGUCGAGGCAGUCAUCUUGGAGUUCUUUUGACAGUGGUAUGACAGGGGGUGAAGGCGUUUCUAGGCAGAGCAGCUGGGGUUCAGGGGACACCAAAUCCAUCAUCGCUUCAAGGAAUAGUUCUUGGGGUUCGUACGACAUGAGGACUCAGGUGGAAGUGAAGCCACCAGAGGUCGGCAAGGUCAAAAACCUCAAAAAAGAAUUUGAAGCUAAAAGCGGUGCAGUAAAAAGUGAAAGAGAAGAGAACAGUGACUUAGUUCAGAGCCUCCCAUCGUCGCCUAUCAGUGACAGGUGUGAAAGGCCGAGCCCCUCCGGUUCCCUCGAAGAACUAUCGGUGCGUAAACUUGUCGGGAGGUACGAACGGCCGCCCCAAGUCCCACCUCCCCGAACCUCCCGUCCUCCUAUUAUUCCCAUCAUAAAGAGCCAGCCCAUGCCGAGGAAUGUCGUGGCGAGCGUCCUGACUAAGGCCGCACACAAGAAGCAGCAGCAGGGCAAAACACACCCCUUAGCCAGGUUGACAAGGCUCAACAACCCCGUGUACAAUACCAUGUAAUUAGGCUUAAGGUAUACGAUGAACUUUACCGUUUGGCGGAUCAAAAGAAAUGAAUAGCAAAUAAAUUUGUCAUUGCCUGCUAUGUCUUCCGGCCGCACAAGGAUCACGACAUUGGCUGCACUCAAACAUAAAACUAUCAUGUUACAGUCGACCCUGACCUAAAAUAUUUAUGAAAUUUGUAAUGUAAUAAAAUUAUUUUUAUUAUUAUUA